Molecule: messenger RNA, 4544 nt
Organism: Strongylocentrotus purpuratus (purple sea urchin)
Lineage: Eukaryota; Metazoa; Echinodermata; Echinoidea; Camarodonta; Strongylocentrotidae
Gene: hal
Product: histidine ammonia-lyase
Exons: 20
Coding region: 277-2280 (667 amino acids)
Biological process (GO): L-histidine catabolic process
Cellular component (GO): cytoplasm
Molecular function (GO): histidine ammonia-lyase activity
Source: RefSeq, a predicted model, not a curated record
GCUAGCUUGCCAAUAUCGACACGCUUUAUUUUUAGGCUACCGCAGGUACUGGUAAUAAUAUUAGGCUAAGCUAGCCUGUCUACGUGUACGUACGAGUUCAAGUACAAUUAAUCUACAUAUAGAUUUCUGUCAUUGAAUUGGUCCCGCCUAGCCUGUUACAACGUUACUGCUUGAAUCCAUGAUACAUUUUUGGAACGUUAGAAUAAGAUAUCCAGAGUUUUUUCUAAGUAAAAGAAAUAAGUUUGAGCUAGCAGAGAAAGUGAAACUAGGACGAAGAUGAAGAUCAACGCCAAAGUUCGUGGAGAAUGGAUCCUGAUUCCCUGCAAGCAAAACCAGAGCACGAUCGCAUGGCUGGGCAAAGAAAGUCUCUCACGAUACCGUGUUAUGAAGAAAUACGACGAGGAAGAUGAAGUCUACGAAAUCAGGAAAACUCCAGGGGGUAGCCUCCUCUAUCCAGAUGACCUGCUUGUUGAUAUCUUAGAUGAGAACGAUUUUGUUCAUGUCGUGAUGAAGUCGGACAUGACCAACAAGACAUGCUCGACCACAAUCAACGGGAAAGGUUUUAGCAUGGAUUUUUCACCAGGCUCUCCACAAAUAUCAAGCACAUGUGGUGCAGACGUUCGUGAGAUUCUCUAUUUGGAUGGCAGCAGUAUGUCCCCUGAUGACCUUGUUAGACUGGGAAAAGGUCAAUACAAGAUCAAGGUCACAUCAGAUGCUUGGGAGAAAGUAGCAAAGGCUAGAGAACUUGUGGACAACAUUCUCAAAGAAAACAAAGUUGUGUAUGGCAUCAAUACUGGCUUUGGGAAGUUUGCUCGAGUUGUCAUUGCACCAGAUAAACUAAAGGAGCUGCAGGAGAAUCUGAUCCGCUCCCAUUGCGUGGGUCUUGGCCGCCCCCUGUCCCCGGAACACACCCGUAAGCUGCUAGCCCUAAGGAUUAACAUCCUAACAAAGGGAUUCAGCGGCAUCUCAGUUCAAAACCUGGAGAAGCUCAUUGCUGCAUUCAAUGCUUCCUGUCUGCCAGUGGUGCCAUGCAAGGGAACAGUAGGAGCAAGCGGGGACCUGGCUCCGUUGUCCCACCUUGCUCUAGGCUUGAUGGGAGAGGGCAAGAUGUGGAGCCCCAAGAGUGGAUACGCUGAUGCCAAAGAUAUUCUGAAAGCACAUGGGUUGACUCCAAUCGAACUUGGACCUAAAGAGGGCCUGGCUCUCAUAAAUGGCACUCAACUAAUUACAUCGCUUGGAGCAGAAGCUGUCGAACGAGCAUACUCUAUUGCUCGCCAGGCCGAUGUGGUAGCAGCACUAACUCUAGAGGUCUUGAAAGGAACCACCACAGCCUUUGAGAGUUGCAUCCACCGUAACAGACCUCACAAGGGCCAGAGGCUGGUUGCCAAGCGGUUCCAGUCCUUGCUUCAUUCUGAGGUGCAUCCAUCAGAGAUCUCCAUCAGUCAUCGGUUCUGUGACCGGGUCCAGGAUGCUUACACCCUUCGAUGCUGCCCUCAGGUGCAUGGAGUGGUGUGGGAUACGAUUGAAUUUGUCAAUGGCAUCUUGACUACGGAGAUGAACAGUGCUACUGACAACCCUAUGGUGUUUUCAGACCAGCAUGAGAUCCUAUCUGCAGGAAACUUCCAUGGAGAAUAUCCAGCUAAGGUGCUGGACUACCUUGCUAUUGGGAUCCAUGAGCUGGCCAGUAUCAGUGAACGUCGCAUUGAGCGACUCGUCAACCCGCAUCUGAGUGAGCUGCCAGCUUUCUUGACCAAAGAAGCCGGUCUGAAUUCAGGCUUCAUGAUUGCACACUGCACAGCUGCAGCCUUGGUAUCCGAGAACAAGGUGUUGACUCACCCCAGCUCUGUAGAUUCUCUGUCGACCAGCGCUGCCCAAGAGGACCAUGUCUCUAUGGGAGGCUUUGCUGCCAGAAAGUGUCUCGAGGUGGUGGAGCAUGUCGAACAAGUGCUUGCCAUAGAGCUGAUGUGUGCCUGUCAAGGUAUAGAAUUCCUGCGUCCUCUGACCAGCACCAAGCCUCUGGAGGCUGUCCACAAGCUCGUUAGGAGCGUUGUCCCAGCUCUAGAGCGUGAUCGUCAUCUCAGCCCUGACAUGGAAGCCAUCACCAAGCUACUUCAAGAGAAUAAGGUUUGGGAGGUGGUCAAGCCAUACAUGGACAUCUACGAGUCGGAACAGCUGAAGGAGACUAAAGUCCACUCCCCAACGUCCAGCGUCCUGGGAACGACCACUCGCUCCAACAAACGCAAGCGGACCAAGAGUAUGAACAAGGCAGAAAAGGUCUGAAAGAGUUAGGAAAAUAUCAUGCCGUGGGUGAAAUAGCAUUUUUAAUAUACUUUCAUAUUCAAAAUUCAUGUGAGGGAGUACAGCGUGCUACCAAAGAAAUUUAUGUCGAUUUUUUUCUCCUAUUGUCAAAUUGCGAUACUAAAAUGUGAAAGAAUAGAAUUUAUUUUAGUGAGAUGUGAACACAUAAAAUGAAAUAAUUGUCAUUUGUGCACUUGAGAAUAUCAUUCAACCUAAUCAUGUGAUUAAUGACCUACCAUGUGUUCUUUAUUUUGAAACAUUUGAAAAUGAACAUUGUUGUGACAAUUCUUUUCUUCACCAUGUUAAUAAAAAAAAGGCUGAAAAACAAGGGUAUUAAAAGCUGAAAUAUGUUGGCAAGUCUGUAUUCACGUAUGGCACAUUAAUGUUAUUAGAUUGUUGUUCUUUUAUGGCUGAAUUUAUUCAUGUUAAUAUACAUGUAUAUAUUUACUAUUUACACCUUCAUUUAACAAAAAAGCCUAAUUAAUCCACUAUACAGCAAUAUUUGAUUGCUUCUCCAUUUUGCUGUUCAUAAAAAAUAUAUUUCUUCUUUUAUGUUGUACAUGUUUUACCUUAAAUUUUAAUCUGUCAUGUGACUUGUCACUCCUUUUUAUUUGAAUGCAAGAACAAUGAUUACACACAUUCAUUUGAAAACGUGCUAAAUUAAUCCAAUAUUAAUACAUAUACUCCAAUAUUAAUACAGAUAUCGAGUGCUCCUGAAUUCAAUAUAACAGAAUGUAUGCACUGACAAAUUCAAAAUUUCCCAGGUGACGAUAUAUUUCACUGAGGUCGACAUCUGUAAAUCUGUAAUUGCUGGAGGGAAAAUGUGUAUUUGGUGGUAAAUACGUGUUAUAUUAAUUGUUUAUAACAAACAUUCAGUUUUUGUUAUAUGAAAUAAAGGGCAUUUGCGAUUUCAUACCUCGUUUUUUCAUGAGUUGUGACUACCUCUUGAUUAGUUUCAUGUAGCCUUACACACUGAAUGCACAUGAUUGAGCACAUAUAAUAAAAUGUGUGUCAUGUGAUAGCUUCUCAGCCAAUGGGAUGCUCUUUAACAAAUACCCUUUUUUAUUUGUACAUUGUUCAAUUUACGUUUUUAUCAUUCUGGUAUUCUGUAUUUGAAAUAUGAGCUUAAAUAUGUCGCACUGAAAUUUCAUUGUAUUCAAGGUUGGUUAAAGCUUUCUGUAAAUAUAUCAGUCAAUGCCCAGUGCAUAUAGUUAUCUGCAGUGACUUUUAAUUAAGUUAGAGCUUACGUAUAGAAUGUUCCAAAUUUGCUCUUCAUGCUUUUCCUUUUUUUAAUGUUUCAUGUUAGCCUAUUUAGCAUGAUUUCUAAAGACGUACAUUUUGUUAAUAAUUGCUCUCCACAUGAAGAAUAUUAAGGUGAAGAGAAAUGUUCUAUUUUAAUUGUGUUGCUAAGAAAUUGUUGAGUUAUUAUUCUUGAACUACGAGUUCUUAAAUUUGUAGAAAGAUAUUGCUUUUAUUAGUAAGCAAGCUCGAGAGAGAAUUUGUUUUUAUAGCUAUUUAAGGUCAAAUGGACAUACAUGUAUCAGGCAUGCACAUAUUACUAGAAAUUAGAAGAACAUGAUAAUAGAUCUUUUUCAUUAGUAAUCAAGUUUGAGCGAUUUAAAGAAUGGAGUUCAGUCCAUUUCAUUUGAGAUUUUAUAUGGCAUCUGUGUAUUACAAGAAGAAAAAAAAAGACUUAGAGAAGGUAGUUUUGUCUUUACUGAAAUAAAUAAUCUUCAUGAAGCUUUCAAAAUCUUUCUUCACUGAAAUUUUGUAAAUAACUGUAUAGGAGAUAUCAACAUUGCAUUGCUGUUUUCAUUAUAACUUUGGCUGUAGAGUGAUUGGUUUGUUAAAAAAUAUCAGAGCAUUAAUUGCAUUUAAGAUAAAUGCAUGUAGAUAUAUGCAUUUUUCUGAGUCAUCACAUUCCUGAUGUAUUGUAAGUUUUGAGGAUCUGUAUUCCCUGUGAAUAUUCAUGACUACCGAACCAUGAUAUCAAUCAUUGGAUCAAUAACAAAAGUAGAAUUGCUUUUUAAUAACAUUCUGUUCUCAUUGGUCAAACCUAUGGAAUAAUUAUGGAAUAGAAAAAAAAUCAGUCAAUGCUUUCCAAUAGUAUUUUUUUUAAAUGACGAAUGCUGCAAAUGAUGAAUUGUGAUUUGUAUUCAAGAAAUAUGUAUUCCAGACUUAUUCCAAACAGUGCCUUUCUUAUUUUGCUUUGUGUGAAAUAUAUUCUGCCAACUUUUGAAACAUGA